AUGGCCCCAAAAAAGCGCUUCAGACCACUAGAAAUAGGGUCACCGAAACAUUCUAAAAGGAAAGUUCAAAAACCACUUCAGGAGAAAACUACAAACUUGAGAGUUUCGCCAUUUGCCCUCUCUAGAAUUGAUAAAGAUGCUAAGAGUAAAGAGUCCGCUAAGGUUGAGAAAACGAGAAAGGUGAUCUCAGAAAACAUAUUCAAUUCAAAACACGUUGAUUUAAGGCUGGAGACUCCUCGCCCGGGCUUGAAAUUUGUUAGCGACCCUCAAAAGGGUUCAAAAGCUCCAGAUGUCCGAUAUCUAAAAAAUAAAUCCAGUCAUGCCUUGAAAGAUGAAAGGCAAGCAAUAGCGUCGCCCUCCUUUGAUAAAUCAUUGAAGUUUGAGGACAUAGAGCAGCCUCCAAAAUCCACUUCAACACCGGUUUCCGCUCAGCCCUCUCAAAUAAGAGUAGAAAGAGAACCAUCCAUGUUUCCGCUCCCGUAUUAUAUUGCUCCCUCGCCCAUGUAUAACUUCAACCCGUAUCAAAAUUUUACAGGGAACCCUGUAUUUCUGACACCGUGCUAUAAUCCAAGUGUGAAUUAUGCAAUCCCCGUUCAACAACCGGAAUUGCUUUAUCCAAAUGGUAACGUGUACGAUUCACCAUUGUUUGACAAAGUAAGGCACCCACACCAAAUCAAUGACCCAGAUAGCUUGAAUAGAGAACAACAUUACGAAUACCGUCCAAUAUUUCCUAUCUCGAUUUCUAACAACGGGGAUUUUGUUGGGCAAGAGACACCUAGAAUAGCAUCAAAGCCAAGCAAUAAGAGAUUCUCAAACUCUCAAGAUGUUGAUUAUUCUGAUUAUGAAUCGAGCGGACAGAAUGCAACCUAUCAUGAUAGCAAAUCUCCUCUUGAUUAG
Saccharomyces eubayanus is the source of this 897-nucleotide messenger RNA. RefSeq names its product Spo13p (gene SPO13). Bases 1 to 897 code for a protein of 298 amino acids. The transcript has a single exon. The record is from RefSeq and is a predicted model, not a curated record. NCBI's taxonomy places the organism in Eukaryota, Fungi, Ascomycota, Saccharomycetes, Saccharomycetales, Saccharomycetaceae.